AUGAAUAAGGUUUCAGCUCUGCAAAAAAAGAAAAGAAAAGAUUUUAUACCUUACUUUCUAGGAUUUGUAAUAUUUUUAUAUUGCACCGUCCAUUUUGUAUCAUUUACAGCUCAAACUGCUCAGGAAACCCACUCUACCAGGGUUCGUCGGGCUCUUGAGAACGAGACAGAAUGUAUCUCACCACAGUCCUCUGAGUUUCCUGAGGGCUUUUUCACGGUGCAGGAGAGGAAGGAUGGAGGGCUAGUCAUAUAUUUCAUGAUUAUUUUCUACAUGUUUCUGGCUGUAGCAAUAAUCUGCGACGAUUACUUCUUGCCUUCCUUAGAAGUGAUCAGUGAACGUCUGGGACUGUCUCAGGAUGUAGCAGGAGCCACCUUUAUGGCAGCUGGGAGUUCUGCACCUGAACUGGUCACAGCCUUUCUGGGUGUGUUUGUGACAAAGGGAGACAUCGGGGUCAGCACCAUCGUGGGAUCAGCGGUCUACAACCUGCUAGGAAUUUGUGCGGCAUGUGGACUCUUGGCCUCUAUGGCCGGACGCCUCACCUGUUGGCCACUGUUCAGGGACUGCCUGGCAUAUGCCAUCAGUGUUUCUGCUGUUAUUGCCAUCAUUUCUGAUAACAAGGUGUACUGGUACGACGCUGCCUGCCUGCUGCUGGUCUAUGGUGUCUACAUCGUGGUUCUGUGCUUUGACCUGCGCAUCAGCGAGUUUGUCCUGAGGAAGCUGAGCCCCUGCUGCACCUGUCUGGGCCACGGAUCAGCUGAGAAGACUGAGACACAGACUCUGCUGGGCUGGAGUAAAGACACCACUCUGCAUGUCCACAAUCGCUCCAGAACUGACAGCGGGAUCUUCCAUGACGACUCAGGAUACUCCAACUUGUCCCUCAGUCUGCAUGGCCUCAAUGAGAUUCCAGAAGCUGAGCAUAAAAGCGUGUUUGCUGUGCCGGAGAGCGACCUGAAGCGGAUUUUCUGGGUUUUGUCUUUGCCCCUCAUCACUCUGCUCUUCCUGACCAUCCCUGACUGCAGGAGGAGGUUCUGGAAGGGAUGGUUUAUGAUAACCUUCCUCAUGUCAGCUGUCUGGAUCUCAGGUUUCACAUACAUUCUGGUCUGGAUGGUCACUAUUGUCGGGGAGACCCUUGGCAUUCCUGAUACAGUUAUGGGACUCACUCUGCUUGCUGCUGGGACCAGUAUACCUGACACCAUAGCCAGUGUAAUGGUAGCCAGAGAAGGGAAAGCUGACAUGGCCAUGUCCAACAUUGUGGGCUCUAAUGUUUUUGACAUGUUGUGCCUGGGCCUGCCCUGGUUCAUCAAGACUGCCUUUGUGGAUACCAACAACCCUGUAGAGGUCAACAGCAGCGGACUGCUCUUCAUUUCCUUCACGCUGCUACUUUCCAUCAUCUUCCUCUUUGUAGCUGUUCACAUUAACGGAUGGAAGCUGGACUGGAAGUUGGGAAUCGUUUGCCUUUUCUGCUAUAUCCUGUUUGCCACUCUGGCCAUCCUGUACGAGCUGGGGAUUAUUGGGAAUAAUCCCAUCAAACUGUGUGGGGACUGAGAUCUGAUCUCCCCAAAACUGAAGCCAUAUUUAAUUACAGACUCAAACAUUCCAGAAACAAAACUAAUUUAAAGCAAAUGAAGCAUGGUCACAUACUUUCAAAGAUAUUGUGCCAUGGAAGACGUGUGCUGGUCACAUCUCAAGAAGAGGAUGAUCUCCAGUCAUAAUAUAAUGUAUUUUUAGCUAAAGGUGGAUGUGUGCCAAAGAUCAUUUUGUUGUGUGAGCCUGUCCGAUCCAGACCUGCCUUAUCAUACAAGGACCUGUUGUCACGUUCUGAGAAGUCUUCUCUUACUCAAGGCCCAUAAACAGUUAAGAGGCUGCACAGGAGUGACAGCUGAGUUCAAAAGAAUCCACAACUGACCAGUCAAUAAAGUAUUAACUAAACUCCUUUAGCCCUGUCCUUCUUUUUGAAGUGGGCGAGCUAAACAAAGAGGCAACAUCUACACAACUCUGAUAAGCUUUUAUGAGCAAGCCUUUAUUAUCAACAAACCUUCCACUUGCCUUAGAUUAUCUAAAAAGUAAAACUACCAUUAAGUUUUUAUCAGUUGUGUUUCCAGCUAACCUACAAAGCCCACAUGGACUUUAGACACGGAUUAAAACUGUGUAACAAUUGCAAUAUAAUCAAAAGUGACUUCUAUUCUACUGGAGCACCUAUCAUGGAUAUCUGAGAAUUUGAAUAGCUUCCUCUGAUUAGUGUUGGUAUUCACGCCUGAUAUAAUCCAUGCCCAUUCUGUUCUCACUUUAUUCCAGUAGCUGCCUUUGUGAUUACUGUGGAAUUUCCCCACUGCAUGGCAG
Notothenia coriiceps (black rockcod) is the source of this 2340-nucleotide messenger RNA. It is a transcript of the gene slc24a5, whose product is annotated as solute carrier family 24 member 5. Gene Ontology annotation, molecular function: calcium, potassium:sodium antiporter activity; calcium channel activity. The transcript has 9 exons. The coding region runs from base 1 to 1545 and encodes 514 amino acids. Gene Ontology annotation, biological process: melanocyte differentiation; calcium ion transmembrane transport; intracellular calcium ion homeostasis. Gene Ontology annotation, cellular component: trans-Golgi network; membrane. The record is from RefSeq and is a predicted model, not a curated record. Lineage: Eukaryota; Metazoa; Chordata; Actinopteri; Perciformes; Nototheniidae.